Molecule: messenger RNA, 1209 nt
Organism: Lachancea sp. 'fantastica'
Lineage: Eukaryota; Fungi; Ascomycota; Saccharomycetes; Saccharomycetales; Saccharomycetaceae
Source: the annotation of a GenBank genome assembly
AUGGGUCUAUAUUCGCCGCCUGACGGCUCCAAGAAUCCUAGUCUGUCCAAAAUAGCACAUAAGGAAGAUCCGGAAAAGCCUGAUGAUGAUAAAUCCAUACAGUUCUAUCCGAGACCCAGUUUAGGACUACGACUUUGGGGACCAUUAGUGCCGGCCUCGGACAACAGAACCGGCCUCUGGACACUGGUGGGCAUUCAAACGGGGAUUGGGUUGUUUUGUUUCCAAAGAUUCAGACGUCUAGGUAGCAAAAUUGUGAAAAGAGAUAUAUCUGAAUUUCCCAGUUUGAAUCGGUUCUCUACUACUCACGGUAAUAUUUAUAUGGGAUCACAUACUGGUACUACCUUUGGUGGGACACAUUCAUUUCAUAGAACUGGGCGUGAUGCUCCAGGGGGAUUCUUCCAGUCUGCGAAAUUUAAUGCUUUCAAAAGAACACUGUACUUACUAAGCGGUUCCCUGCUGUUGAGUCAGUCACUCCUUGAGAGUUGCAGGCUCACAAUCUUGAAAUACGACCCAUGGUACGAAGAAGCUCACUCUGUUCGAGAAAAGCAGUUUUUCAAUGACAUUGUGCGCUUUUAUCAUGAAGGCGUUGAUCCAACAAGAUUCAAAGUGAAGGAUGCCGUUAACGGGAAGGUUCUGCCAUUGAACACCCCCGAAGUAAAGCAGAGUGUUGCGCUAGCGCGUGCUACAACUGAGGCUGACAGCUGGCUCAUAUCUUGGUUUGGGCCACUUGAAUACAAGCCUAUGACCUUUACUGAGUAUUUGGAUAAACUUGAGUAUCACCUCGAAAUGACGGAUUUCAUUCGAAGCCGGCACACAAAGGAGGCAACAACCCUCUUGCUGGGUCGAGCCGUAUCGCAUAAAAAGCAAGAACUGCAGGAUCUCAUAAAGAAGAACUCUGAGACAAGGCAACUCGUGCACUCACUCAUGGAUUCAUCUCCAAAACACAGCAUACCGGUUUCUAACGGCCCUCGCCAAACAGCUCUCAAAGGCAUCGCUUUUGACCCUAGUCUGCAAGAUCCACAGGAUAUUGAUCUGACGGAAACUUGGUCUGCAUUCAACCCAUGGUUAGACUUGGCAUUAGAAACGUCGCUAAGCAUCAAAUUUCUGCCGACAGUCUUGAUGCCCGAAGACAAUGGAACAGACAAAGAUAUUCACCCGGUAGAGAAAGAAGACCGGAAUGAUCCCAACGCUGGCCGAAACAAUCGUUGA